This is a messenger RNA of Aspergillus brunneoviolaceus CBS 621.78, 1791 nucleotides long. RefSeq lists its product as uncharacterized. The record is from RefSeq and is a predicted model, not a curated record. Bases 1 to 1791 code for a protein of 596 amino acids. NCBI's taxonomy places the organism in Eukaryota, Fungi, Ascomycota, Eurotiomycetes, Eurotiales, Aspergillaceae. The transcript is spliced from 2 exons.
AUGUCCGAGUCAAAAGCGUCACUUCGAAGCAGUCAGUCGGGAUACUCUCAAGACUCUUCUGACUCGCUCCCGUCCAAUCCCCAACUGCUGCGCCGGAUCCCCCGACCAUCCCCACCAUCACUUACAAAGACCACUCUAUCCCAGACCCGACUCUCCUUUAGGCGUCGUGUUUCCAGUCUACAAGAACACCACCAGGCGCACUCCUCGGAAAAUGGCAGUCGAAGCAACCCGCCUCAGCGUUCGCAGCCCAGCGAGCAGGACGGGCAUCGUGGCGAGGGGUUGCAGACCAGGAUAGAAGGACCUAGUUUCGACGGCAUGGUAAGAUAUCUCCCGUUCAUCUGGGAUGAGAUGCAGGCUUCGAUGCGCGAUGAUAGGCAGAAAAUUGCUUCCCUGCAACGGGAGCUGGAAGUGGAGCGGGGAAAGAACCUGCAGCUCCAAGCACAGCUGGCCGAUUCCAAGAAUUCGACCGCGCUGGAACUCCGAGCACUUCGAGAAAAGAAUAAAAGCCUUGAGGACCAGACCAGAGAACUUCGGACCAACUUGAAGGACUUGAAGAAUGUGGAAAUGGCCUUGACGGAGGCAGAGAUGGAAAGGAAAAGGCUGCAAGCGGAGGCAGUGCUUCUGCAAGACCAGGUGGCCAAACAUAACGACCUGAGGUCCAGACAUGACGUGCUGAGUGCCGAACACGAUGACUUGCUUUCCAAGAAUGACGAUCUGCAAAAGAGAAUCGCCGACGUUGAGGAAUGGGAAAUCUCGGCGACGAAUGCAGCCAGUGCGGAGAGAGAAAAAAGCGCAGAACUUCAGCAACAGAAAGAUAGCUUAGACGAAGACUUGCAAAAUGCAAGGCAAAGAGUCCAAAGGUUGACCGAAGAGAAGGCGGGCCUUGCGCAAGACAAGGAAAUGGCCAGUUUGCUUGCAAGCAACCUCAAUCUACUUGGAGCACAGAUCGCCCACCUGCAGCAGAUCGCCGAGACCCUCAGCAAUCGACAAAUUUCAAUAGUUGAGGACAAGGCCGGACUUCCAGCCCAGGCCAAUGAGGCGUCAUCGGCGUUUGCGACCUCGAGCCUUCAGUGUAUGAACGAGAGCCUCGAGCGAUCGGCAGUGCGGGAUGAAAAAGCUUGCCACGAAGCGAAGAUACUGCCAAUCCUGUUGGGAAUCCAGGACAGCACGAGCUCAAAUCAAGAGCGGCUGCAAGAACUUGCCUCUACUCUGGACCGAAGAAUCCAAGAUGACUUUGCCAACAACCUUUGCCAGCGUGUUGACUCGAUCUUCGAAUGCCGUCUUGGAUCACUCGAGUCUAAGAUGGAUGAGACGAAAGAUCACACUCAGGUACUGAACGCAUUGAACAACCUCGAAGGCAAGCUCGAUAGCCUAUAUUCCAUGUCGAUAGUGGAGAGAGUCGAGGCUUUGGAGAAACAAGUGUCAAGUCUUGGGGAAAAGUCGUCUCAGCGAGCCGACAUGGAGGCCCCCCGCCCACCAUUUGAUUCUGAAGCCUGCCUUUGGGUCAGUAUCCCUUGGAGUGACAUGCCGACCGUGGAAAAGAUCUUUGCCCAGUGUCAGCAGUGCGCGGCAGGUGACAUCGCAUCCCCCGUCAUCGCGGAGACAGUAGAGAUCCCCAGUCCAGAACUCCGACCCAGUGCGCCCCAAUGCGAAGUUUCCGGCAGAGCAGCUCAGCUUUUUUGGCUACCACGUGGGAAAGUCGCUGUCAAGGAUGAUGGUCAUUGGAAUGAGUUGGGCCUGGAGUACCCCGGAAAGGUCAUUCAGCUGAUUCACAAAGCUCUAGCUUUGUGA